CGUGUUUCCAAAUGUGAUAUGCUUCAAGGUUGUCGUUUUUAAGAAGACUUCUUUAUUGCCGGAAACGUGGCUGGCAAUAGGAAAAUGUGGGUGACGGCAGACAGUCGAGAACCAACCGAGGUGACAGACUGUCAAAGUGUGGCUCCCUCUAGUGGUCCGAAAAAUAACGAGCGAAUUCAAGCUUCAAGCUGCACAAUACUCCAUUUGCAACAGGAGCCAAAUGGAGCGCGCAGCACACGCACGAUGGAGUCCCUGAUGAGCGCGGCGUCGCCCCGCUCCCCGGCGCCCGGCAACAAGUUCUCCGAGGUGGACUUCCGCUCCGGCGCCACCCUGGAGCGGCUGUCCGCUCAAGUGUCCGAGCUGGUCCUGCUGGAGCGGGGCGGCUUCGGGGACCAGACGGCAUUGGAGGUCCACAUGGCGAAGGAUUUCAUUUUCAACAUGUUAGGUUUAGUCCAGAAGGUGGACCAGCGCCUGCCGGUGGCCAACGAGUACCUGCUGCUGUCCGGAGGGGCCCGAGAGGGCGUCUUGGACCUGAACCCGGAGGACCUGGGCGACUACGCCAAAGGCGCCGACUUCGACCUGGACUUCACCCUGCUGGUGCCGGCCCUCAAGCUCCACGACCGCGACCGGCCCGUCACCCUGGACAUGAGGCGCUCGCCGCCGUGCCACUCGUGGCUCAGCCUGGGCCCGUGCGACUCCGACACCCUGGCCCGCUGGAGCGUCUGCUGCCAGGAGGAGAGCGCGCUUCCCGCUGAGGAAGAGGGAGAAACGGGUACUAAGAAACAACAAGACUUCCAAAAGUUAGCCCGAGGCCACGGUGAGAGAAUCUCGGGUUCAGCCCUCCUUCCCUUUCCCUUUCCCGGCCCAGGAAAAGGCUCCGUCCCCUCGCCGGACGGGUGCUACUUCUCCCCCGCCCUGGUGACGGACUGGUUCUGGGGCGCGGUGAGCGAGGCGGUGGACGAGCUGCGCCGAAGCCCCCAGAGAGGCAUUCCCACCGCCGAGCGGCUGGAGAGGAACGGCCCGCUCACGACCAUCGUCCUUCAGGCGGGCUCCAGCAGGGUGCUGUACGACCUCCUGCCCGUGGUGUCGUUUCGGGGCUGGCCCGCCGUGGCUCAAGGCUGGCUGACGGCGAACCACUUCUGGGACGGCAAAAUCACCGAGGAGGAGGCCAUAUCGGGCUUCUACCUGCUGCCCUGCUGCUCGCCGCCGGGCGGCCGCCCCGACAGGGAGUGGAGGCUGGCUUUCUCCCGCAGCGAGGUUCAGCUGAAGAAGUGCAUCCCGUUCCCCAUGGCGCAGGCUUUCCAGGCCGCCAAGGCGGCGCUGACCGGCAUCCUGGCCCGUCCCCGAGCGGGCCUCGGUCUCUACCACCUGCGCACUCUUCUCUUUUGGGCUUGCGAUCGACUUCCCGCCGCCUACCUGUCCCGCCCCGACUCGGACGCUCCCGGCCGCCUGCUCUUGGGUCUCCUGGACGACCUAGCGCAUUGCAUCCUGGGUAAAAACUGCCCAAACUACUUCCUGCCGCAGCGCAACAUGCUGGAGCACCUGACGGACGGCCAGGCGCUCCUCGCGGCCCGGAAACUAGCCCACGUGCGGUCCGACCCCGGCGAGCACCUACGGGCCGCUCUGGACCGAGCCCGGCAGGCGGGCCGGCUCAAGGAGGAGCUGGCGACCGGCGGCGACGGCUCUCCGGGGCGUCGCCCGCUCGACGGCGUCGUCUCGCCUUCCGAGGACGGGCUGGCCCGGCGUCUGCGGCGGCUGGUCACCGAGAACCCCGGGAAAUCCAUCUCGGUCUUCCUCGACCCGGACGACGUCACCCGGCCGCACUUCCGCAUCGACGACAAGUUCUACUGACGCCCCCGUGGGGAAAUGUCGGCGAUGGAGGAAGGAGCGCGGUUGAAGCGGCGGCGGCGGCGGCCCCCGUCUCGCUCUUCCGUCGACAAGCCCGGGCCGCGGCCGCCUCCUCGCGAGCGAACCUCAACGGCGCCCGGACGAGGCUGAUCAAAUCACAGACACUCCGAAUGAGGGCCUCCGGCUGCCCACGUGGUUGAUUUUGUUUCCCGUUUCACGAUGGGCGUGUGACGUUCACGAGCAGAAAGCAAGACGGACAGGAGGAGGAUGCGACUGAAUGUAACGUUGCGGCGUCUCUUCUCGUUCGCGGCCGCCGAUGUUUCGCUUCUGCUCGUCUUUCUCAGGUACCGAGAAUCCUUAAAUUGCUCUUCGCUUGCUUGGUUGGCCAACGGAAUGUACCAAAGAGAAACACGCGCGCAGGAACCGGCCGCUGUAAUUGCAGAUUGAGACAUUUCUCUCAAAUGAGUGUCUUUCCUCAUCCAUUCUUCGCUUCGAUGAACGACUCUUUCAUGUUUGACGUGAAGAAAGGCGACGCUCGCUGUUGCAUUCUUUUUUGCAAAAUGACACAAUGUGUUUUCUUGGAACAAAGCUGCUCUCUCUCUCUGCAAGUUUACUGCUGAAUACUGAAUACUACUCAGUGCGCGCGUGUGUGUGUCUUUUGAAACCGAUGGACAACCAAAGUGUGCAGAAUGUUGACUGCGGUGCAUUUAAAGUGGAAAAAACCAAUAUCGUGCAGAAUAGUAAUCGUUUUUAAUUGUGCCGUGCGGGGUUAGCAUGAGAGCGAGCGUCCGCGCUACUUUCUUUUCUUCUUGCUGCUGUUUGGACUCCAACUGCUAAACUCAACUGGUUCUUUUCAAUAUCUCUCACUACUUAAGUGCUAAUUAUUGUGAGGACGAUUCUCAUUUUGGGCUGGAACAUGACUGAUUUAAUGUAUUGAUGAUUAACACUUGAUUCCGAGGGCUUUCUAUUGAUCGGUUUGAGCUUUGGCAUUCAAUAAAUGACUUGUAUCAAG
Phyllopteryx taeniolatus (common seadragon) is the source of this 2860-nucleotide messenger RNA. It is a transcript of the gene tmem102, whose product is annotated as transmembrane protein 102. The record is from RefSeq and is a predicted model, not a curated record. The transcript is spliced from 5 exons. Lineage: Eukaryota; Metazoa; Chordata; Actinopteri; Syngnathiformes; Syngnathidae. The coding region runs from base 85 to 1851 and encodes 588 amino acids.